AAGAACUAAACGUAGUCCUUGAUAUUUUCAUGGCGCGUUUUAAUUUUUAAUAAAUGAUGUGCUCUAUAAGUUAACAUUAAAAUUAUUAAUUUAUUGUAGUUGUAAAUACAGUUUUAGUUAUCCGUAGUACUAUUACCAAAUUGGCAGUAGGCAAUUUAAUGCCGCAGUGUUUACUCAGUUAUAGGUUAUGUUAGGGUCGAAUCCAUAUUUUAUAAAGAGACCUUAUUUAUAAUGACGGAGGGCGAGACUAGUAACAGUACGCGGACGGUGGCGGUGCCGUGCCCGUUCGUGAAGAGGAAAGUGGAAUGCGUGGGAGCGGCGUUUCUGAGAUACUUCAAUAUCAAAUGCCACGGCGAGGAUGCUUUGUUCGAAACGUCCACGGCGAACGAGAAAUCGGAGGAGGUGGUGUUCGACGACGACGUGGAGUACCUGCGGAGCCUCGACCCUAAAGAAUGGAAACAGCAGGACCACUACGCGGUGUUGGGUAUGAAACAGCUGCGCUACAGAGCUACGGACGAUGAUAUUAAACGCGCGUACAGACAGAAAGUGCUGCGCCACCACCCGGACAAGCGCAAGGCGCAGGGCGAGGACGUGCGCAGCGACGACGACUACUUCACCUGCAUCACCAAGGCGUACGAGACGCUGGGCACGCCCGCCAAGCGCCGCUCCUACGACUCCGUGGACCCGGAGUUCGACGACUCCGUGCCCACGGCCGGCGACGUCAAGAAGGAGGGCUUCUACAAGACGUUCACCAAGCUGUUCGAGCAGAACGCGCGCUGGUCGGAGAAGCGCCACGUGCCGCUGCUGGGCGACGAGGACAGCCCGCGCGAGGCCGUCGAGCGCUUCUACGCGUUCUGGUACGAGUUCGAGUCGUGGCGCGAGUUCUCGUACCUCGACGAGGAGGAGAAGGAGCGCGGGCAAGACCGCGAGGAGCGCCGCUGGAUCGAGAAGCAGAACAAGGCGGCGCGCGCCAAGCUCAAGAAGGAGGAGAUGGCGCGCAUCCGCUCGCUGGUCGACCUGGCGUACGCGCACGACCCGCGCGUGCAGCGCUUCAAGCAGGACGACAAGGACAAGAAGCUCGCCGCCAAGCGCGCCCGACAGGAUGCCGUGCAAGCGAAGAAAGCGGAAGAAGAGAGGCUGAUGAAGGAGGCGCUGGCGGCCAAGCAGAAGGCCGAGGAAGCCGAGCGCGCGCGCAUCGAGGCCGCCCGCGCUGAGCGGGAGCAGGUCAAGAAACUGCUAAGGAAGGAACGUAAAGCCUUACGAGACUUGUGUAAGGCCAACAACUACUACGCGCAGACGGAGGAGGAGACGGUCGCGCACAUGGCGGCCGUCGAGAAGAUCUGCGAGAUGAUGAAGGUGCUCGAGCUGCAGGAGCUCGGCAAGAGGCUCGAGGCCGCCGGCCGCGACGCCUUCCUGCAGACCGUCAAGGAGGCAGAGGACAGGCUCGAGGAAGAGCGCCAGUCACUCUUUGAAACUAAGAAAGAACAAGAACAGAAAGUCAAGAAGGAACUAGCAUCUAAAUUACCCAUUGAAUGGUCCGCCGACAUGACACAGUUGCUCAUCAAAGCUGUGAACUUAUUCCCCGCCGGCACCAGCCAGCGCUGGGACGUGGUAGCCAACUUCCUCAACCAACACGGAACCUUCAUAGAUGAUAGACGCUUCAACGCUAAAGAAGUACUCGCCAAAGCCAAGGACCUCCAGAGCUCGGACUUCUCUAAGAGUAGCCUUAAAAAGGCUGCUAACGAAGAAGCAUUUGACACAUUUGAGAAGGACAAGAAGAAAGCGGUCAGCGUUGAUGACAACAGCAUAUCAAAGAGCGACAGUGGAUCCAAGCUAGUCAACGGAACAGCCAAGCCUAAAAUGAACGGAGACGUACCUAAAGAAGUCAAAGAAGUACCCUGGACGAAAACUGAGCAGGAGCUACUUGAACAGGCCAUCAAGACCUUCCCGGUGAGCACUCCGGAGAGAUGGGACAAGAUUGCAGACUGCCUCCCCAACCGGUCCAAGAAGGACUGCAUGAAGAGAUACAAGGAACUAGUAGAAUUAGUGAAGGCAAAGAAGCAAGCCUCCAACUUAGCUAAAUAACAUUAAAUGACGCCUAGUUCUGUAUCAAAUUGUAAAAUACAUAUUUUUAUGGGA
This is a messenger RNA of Cydia fagiglandana, 2139 nucleotides long. Its product is annotated as dnaJ homolog subfamily C member 2. The transcript has 3 exons. Gene Ontology annotation, cellular component: cytosol. Gene Ontology annotation, biological process: 'de novo' cotranslational protein folding; regulation of translational fidelity. The record is from RefSeq and is a predicted model, not a curated record. Bases 232 to 2085 code for a protein of 617 amino acids. Gene Ontology annotation, molecular function: Hsp70 protein binding; ribosome binding. NCBI's taxonomy places the organism in Eukaryota, Metazoa, Arthropoda, Insecta, Lepidoptera, Tortricidae.